Messenger RNA from Elaeis guineensis (African oil palm), 1906 nucleotides. Its product is annotated as small ribosomal subunit protein uS9m. Gene Ontology annotation, molecular function: structural constituent of ribosome; RNA binding. Gene Ontology annotation, cellular component: cytosolic small ribosomal subunit; ribosome. Gene Ontology annotation, biological process: translation. Lineage: Eukaryota; Viridiplantae; Streptophyta; Magnoliopsida; Arecales; Arecaceae. The record is from RefSeq and is a predicted model, not a curated record.
CCAAGCAAACGGGGAAAACGUAAGACCCCUGAAGCCCUCGCGCAGGGGCCUCCAUGACCGUCUCCCUCCCAAGAUGCUCUCCGGCCUCAUUUCCCGACCCCUCCACCUCCGCCUCCCCCUCCGCCUUCUAACUCUAACCCUAGUUUCCUCCCCCCACCAUCUCUUUUCUUCCUCCUCUUCUCCUCCUGUUCGCCCUCCGCCUCCUCCUCUUUUCCCUCUUCGCGACCCCAACCCCAGUUUCUAUCCGCAGUCCCUGAGAACCUUCUCGACCAAUCGCGGGGACGAGGGCCGCGGCAAUGGAGAUGGCACCUGGAAGUUCUCGCCUGAGAACGACGAGGUGGAUUCUGUAUUCGGCGAGGAAGAAGGUAGCCUCGCCGGGAUCGCGGAGGGCGGGGAGGAUGUCUUUGGAUCGGAGGCGACCGCUGGAGCCGGCUUGAAGGGCGGUGAUCCGUGGUCCCAGGAUUCUACUUUGGAGAAGAAAGGGGAUAUAUUUGGGGAGAUCGAUCGGGAAUUUGCGUCGAAGGAGGAGGUAGGAGGGGGCGGAGAGGAUGAGUGGGAGACGGCUGAGGGGUAUAAGCCGUGGACUUUGGGUGAAGAGGAAGAGAAGGAGGGUUUGUUUGACGCUGGAGGCGAAGGGGAGUUGGGAAUCGAAGGGAUUGGGGAUGGUAGGAUUGAGGAUUUGGAGAAGGAGCGCAUUGAGGAGCAGAAGCAGCUGGAGAAGAAAGAGCAAGAACUCUUAGCUACACUGAAAGGUCCAAAUAGGGCAUUUGGGGAUCUGAUUGCGGCAUCUGGAAUUACAGAGGAUAUGAUUGAUAGUUUGAUUCUUCUCAAGGAUGUCAGAGGUAUCAAAGGAUUGCCUCCUCUACACGAAAUAGAAGACAAGGCCAUAGCGAGAAUGAAUGCGACAUCUACAAGAGCUGAAAUUGAGAGGAAGAAACAAGAGGAAAUUGCAAAAGCACGGGUUAGGCAAGUUGAUGAAAAAGGAAGGGCUUAUGGAACCGGAAGAAGGAAAUGCAGUGUAGCUCGUGUAUGGAUUCAACCUGGUGAUGGGAAGUUCAUUGUCAAUGACAAGCAAUUUGAUGCAUACUUUCCUAUUCUUGACCAUCGAGCUGAGCUUCUUCGUCCAUUUACUGUGACAAAAACUUUGGGUCUUUGGGAUGUAAAUUGCACUGUGAAAGGUGGUGGUGUCUCAGGUCAGGUGGGAGCUAUCCGCUUGGGAAUUAGCAGGGCCUUGCAAAACUGGGAACCAGGGCUUCGGCCAUACCUCAAAGCAGCUGGGUACUUGACGAGGGACCCGCGUGUUGUUGAAAGGAAAAAGCCUGGAAAGGCGAAAGCAAGAAAGAGCUUCCAAUGGGUUAAGAGAUAACAGGUUUCAGCUUGGCAACUUCAACUUGACUAGCUCACUUCGCCAAUUCUGACUGUGGAUGUGGUAUACUUAUAGAUUCUGUUGGCGAGGUACUGCCGCCAUGAUUUUGUUCUUUGUUACUCAAGGCCCUUGUCAAAUGAUAAGCCAGCCAUCUUAGUGAUGAUUUAGUCAAAUUGCGGACAACAAAGUGUUGAUGCCUGUCCUGGUACAUGUAUGCUGCUAUUUUGAAGCCUUGUAUCUGAUGGAUAGGAAUAUUAUUUUUUUGUCUCAAUGCCACCAUGAUGGGCAAUUGUGGUGGUGUCAGAAAGUGUGUUCUAGGUUCUCAGGGUCGUCAUCCUGUCAGCCAUAUUUGAAAGACCGAGAGAUAAAUUCAUCAAGAGAUUUUAUGUUCUUUUUUUUUUGAAACUUAUCUAGUUUCUAUAAUUUGAUUGAAUAUUGGUGAUUGGCCAGCCUUAGCUGUGAAUCAUCUUUAGUUUCCCUUUUAUUUGGGUCCAAUAAAGCAUGCAGCAAGCCAUGUUGUGGUGAUGAUAUUGACAGGAA